Molecule: messenger RNA, 1020 nt
Organism: Hyla sarda
Lineage: Eukaryota; Metazoa; Chordata; Amphibia; Anura; Hylidae
Gene: ANKRD22
Product: ankyrin repeat domain 22
Exons: 7
Coding region: 223-798 (191 amino acids)
Molecular function (GO): protein binding
Source: RefSeq, a predicted model, not a curated record
GGUUGCUAUAGGCAACUGCACCACUCUUCCUGUGCACAGGUUUUGAUAAAUCUCCCCCACUGUGCUUCUUGGGGAGAAGAAGCUGGAAACAAUAUCCCUUUGAAAAAGAUACUACACAACUUCCUGUCAGGGGUAAAUCCCGCAAAAGCAUGAAAGGCAGCUGUCUGUGGAACAGGAAUAUUUACGAUUUCAGAUAAGGAAUUCUCAGGAUCUACAGAGGACAUGGGAAUUUUAUACUCUGAGCCGAUCUGUCAUGCUGCCUAUGAAAAUGACCUAGAUGAAGUCCAACAACUUGUAGAAGAAGACCCUAGCAUUGUUAACGUGAAGGACAGCUUUGGGGGAGAUACACCUCUAAUAUGUGCCUGCAGAAAAAGCAAUACCAAAGUAAUCCAUUACUUACUACAUAUGAAAGCUGAUAUUAACCUCACAAAUAAUAAAGAAAGGACGUGUUUACACUAUGCUGUAAGGAAAAGGUUCACAUUCCUGGACUACUUACUGAUUGUAAUCCUGAUGCCUGUUAUGCUUAUAGGAUACGUUAUCAUGGUAUCAAAAACUAAACAAAAUGAAAGACUGGUUAGACUUUUACUGGCUGCAGGUGUCAACGUCAACGCCAUGGAUUCUGGGGGGAACACGGCCCUCCAUUAUGCAUGUAAGAUGAAGAGCCAAAGUAUAAUACCAAUUCUGCUAGAAGCUAAGGCCAAUCCAUUGAUUAAAAAUAAGGAUGGAGAAACUUCCCUUGAUAUCGCUAAGAGAUUAAAAUUCAAAAAAAUAUUACACUUGAUGAAAAAGUCUUCAUAAAACUGACUGAAAGAAGUUUACCCAUUGUGAAGGCGGUAAAUGAAGCGCAAGGCUGGUAGUGAAGAAGUGUGUUUACAUUACUUCCCUUGACAGUAUAAUUUAUGGCAUCCAAAGCAAUAUGAAAUGGACAUUUAUAGCCCUGUCUCAACUGUAAUAUUAAUAGAUACUUUGUUGUAAAUUUUUUUGUAUAUUUUUGUUCUACAUUAUAAUAAAGUAUUAAGA